Messenger RNA from Emiliania huxleyi CCMP1516, 825 nucleotides. RefSeq lists its product as hypothetical. Bases 1 to 675 code for a protein of 224 amino acids. The transcript is spliced from 4 exons. The record is from RefSeq and is a predicted model, not a curated record. NCBI's taxonomy places the organism in Eukaryota, Haptophyta, Isochrysidales, Noelaerhabdaceae.
AUGGUGGACGGGCCUGGCUCGUACGCAGAGUGGGAGGCGGUGCCGUGGGAGGCGGGCGAGCUGUCGGCGGUGGCCAAGGACGGCGGCGGCGCGUUGCUGCUAGGGUACACGGCCAGCGCGCCCGUCGCAAAGGCGUCUCGCCACACCAACGGCAAGCCCGCCGCGCUUCAGCUCUCUGUGGACGCGCCGAGCCCCCACACCGGCACGGGGGCCGCGCUACUGCUCGACGGGCAGGACGCGGCGCUGCUACGCGCAUCCAUCGUCGAUGGCGCCGGCCGGGUGGCGCACCUCGCAAGCAGCAACGUCACCUUCCGCGUCGUCUCCGGCCCCGGCCGCAUCCAGGGCACGCACAACGGCGACGUGCACUCCCACCUGCCCAACGACAGCCCGACCUACCCCGCCUACCACGGCCUCGUGCGCGCGGUCGUGCGCGUCACCUCCGCCGCCGGCCGACCCGCCGCCGAGCGCGCCCUCCUCGCCAAGAUCGACGUGCGUGGCCCGCUGGCGGCGGCGGCCCGCGCAGCAGCAGACACCACGGCCACGCCCAUCGUUGUGGAGGCGAGCUCGCCCGGCUUCGCGCCCGCGCGCGUGACCAUCCCGACCUCGACCGACCUGGCCGCCGACGGCGUGAUGGCGGUCGCGGCCGCGGGGGCUGGGAAGUCCGUUCGGAUCUAGUCGCGGCCCGCGGACAAACGGGCGGUUGUGCGGUUCGCCGCCUUAUCAAGGCCGACAAUGCCACCGUGAUGCUGGCAAUCUCCUCGCAUUGGCUCAGAGAGAGGUUGUGUUUUCUGUUUGCGAUAUUGCGUGAUAGCGUGCAACUCCCCU